Paramuricea clavata is the source of this 159-nucleotide messenger RNA. NCBI's taxonomy places the organism in Eukaryota, Metazoa, Cnidaria, Anthozoa, Malacalcyonacea, Plexauridae. The record is from the annotation of a GenBank genome assembly.
AUGUCAGCAAAAUCUAUCAAUUUGGAGGAGUUUAGAUCCUUAUUGGAUGAAAAAUUGGUUCCGUUGAAGUCAGAAAUUUCUGAACUAAAUUCGAAGAGAUCAUUUAUUGAUAUGACGAAUGAGAAAUAUGAAGAAGUAAUGAGCAUGUUAGCCGAAUGA